Molecule: messenger RNA, 1211 nt
Organism: Rhea pennata
Lineage: Eukaryota; Metazoa; Chordata; Aves; Rheiformes; Rheidae
Gene: ELAVL2
Product: ELAV like RNA binding protein 2
Exons: 6
Coding region: 16-1095 (359 amino acids)
Cellular component (GO): ribonucleoprotein complex
Molecular function (GO): RNA binding
Source: RefSeq, a predicted model, not a curated record
CAGGUAAUUGCUGCCAUGGAAACACAACUGUCUAAUGGACCAACAUGCAAUAACACAGCCAAUGGUUCAACUGCCAUAAACAAUUGCUCGUCACCAGUUGAUUCAGGGAAUGCAGAAGACAGCAAGACCAAUUUAAUAGUCAACUACCUUCCGCAGAACAUGACACAGGAGGAGCUGAAGAGUCUGUUUGGCAGCAUUGGUGAGAUAGAAUCCUGCAAGCUUGUGAGAGACAAAAUAACAGGACAGAGCUUAGGAUACGGCUUUGUGAACUAUGUGGAUCCCAAGGAUGCCGAAAAAGCUAUAAACACGCUGAAUGGAUUGAGACUUCAAACUAAAACAAUAAAAGUUUCAUAUGCACGACCAAGCUCAGCUUCUAUCAGAGAUGCAAAUUUGUACGUCAGCGGACUCCCAAAAACAAUGACCCAAAAAGAACUGGAGCAGCUCUUUUCCCAAUAUGGACGCAUUAUUACUUCUCGUAUCCUAGUUGACCAAGUCACUGGAGUAUCAAGGGGUGUAGGCUUUAUCCGGUUUGACAAGCGCAUUGAAGCAGAAGAAGCUAUCAAGGGUUUGAAUGGCCAGAAGCCUCCAGGUGCCACAGAGCCCAUCACUGUAAAGUUUGCUAACAACCCAAGCCAAAAAACCAACCAGGCCAUCCUUUCCCAGCUGUACCACUCUCCAAACAGAAGGUAUCCAGGACCACUGGCUCAGCAGGCUCAGCGUUUUAGGUUGGACAAUCUGCUGAAUAUGGCUUAUGGAGUAAAGAGUAGGUUUCCUCCAAUGACCAUUGAUGGAAUGACCAGUUUAGCUGGAAUUAAUAUCCCUGGACAUGCAGGAACCGGAUGGUGCAUUUUUGUGUACAAUUUGGCCCCUGAUGCUGAUGAGAGUAUCCUCUGGCAAAUGUUUGGACCCUUUGGAGCAGUAACCAAUGUGAAGGUCAUCCGUGACUUUAACACUAACAAGUGCAAAGGUUUUGGAUUUGUGACUAUGACAAACUAUGAUGAGGCAGCUAUGGCAAUAGCCAGCCUGAAUGGAUACCGCCUUGGGGACAGAGUGUUGCAGGUCUCCUUUAAAACAAACAAAACGCACAAAGCCUAACAAGUUAUUCUCAGUGCAUUAAUAUAUGAAAAUAAUACAACAAAGGCAAAUUAAGAGAAACUUUAAAUGUCUUUGUUGUAAGUCAGUGUGGAAAUGGGGAUAAAAUGACUACUUAG